Molecule: messenger RNA, 4722 nt
Organism: Amblyraja radiata (thorny skate)
Lineage: Eukaryota; Metazoa; Chordata; Chondrichthyes; Rajiformes; Rajidae
Gene: eml4
Product: EMAP like 4
Exons: 25
Coding region: 382-3114 (910 amino acids)
Biological process (GO): microtubule cytoskeleton organization
Cellular component (GO): mitotic spindle
Molecular function (GO): microtubule binding
Source: RefSeq, a predicted model, not a curated record
GCACUGGGUCAAGCCGGCUUCCCCGCUGCGCCUGCGCAGUAGGGGCGGGGUGAACGGUGGCCGCCGAGGCGAAGGCGGAGCGCGAGCGUGUUUCUCUUUCAGCUCGAGUUUCGAAAGGGGAGGGAGAGAAAAAAAAUAAUCGUGCGGCUGAUUGACGAAGCUCUCUCUCUCUGGCAGCAAAGGAAGCUGAGGCGGCGCGGGUUCCCCCGAGCGUGAAGCGGAGCGCCGUGUGUCCCAUGGACAGGACAGCUGGCGGAAUUUAAGCUGAAAGAGACGGCAGCAGCAGAGGCAGCGGGCAGAGCGGCGGCAGAAGGCAGGCGGACUGGAGCCGGAGCCGGAGCCGGAGCAGCAGCGGACCGACGGUUCCCUGCGACUCGCGCGAUGGACGGUUUCGCCGGCAGUUUGGAUGACAGCAUCUCGGGUGCAAGUACAUCUGAUGUCCAAGACCGUCUUUCUUCCCUUGAGUUAAGAGUCCAACAGCAGGAGGAUGAGAUCACAGUUCUGAAAGCAGCCCUGGCAGAUGUACUGAGGCGCUUAGCUCUCUCUGAAGAUCAGACUGCUUCCCUGAGGAAAACGUCACCUGGUAAAGGACAGCCAGUCUUACGCGAAGCCUAUUCUCUGUCAUGUAUAACCAAUGGGAGUUCAAUGGCUAGAAAACCAAUGCACAGUUCAGCUCUAUCUGUUGCCAGGAAGGAGACACUCGCCUUUGCUGCAAAAAGUUAUGGGCUGAAAGAGCAAAAAAACACUCCGGAGAAAAAUGAAAAACACGAGGAAAAAGAAACAAAUGGCGAGACUCGGCCUAAUCAUCAAAAUCAAGCACAAAUUUGUCAAUCCUCUCAAUCUCCCCAAUCGCAAAGCCACACCCAAGAGAACAAGAACCCUGCUUCAGCCAAAAGUGUAAAACGGAGUUCAACAAUUGAACGGUCACAGAGCAGCGGCUGGGAAGGUACCGAUGAGAGUCGUAACAAAAUGUUGAGAGCACAUUCAACGUCUAAAUUAUUAAAAAACAAAAGUACAGAUAAAUCUAAGGAACCAGCUAUCAGUCAAGCUCAAAGUUCACGCCGUGGAGCGUACAGCCAAGAGGGAGACAUGAUCAAGAUGUUCAUGCGUGGGCGUCCAAUCACAAUGUACAUUCCUUCUGAUGUAACGAAUUAUGAUGAGAUCAAAUCAGAACUGUCAUCUGAGAAGCUGAAGCUGGAAUGGGUAUAUGGCUAUCGAGGAAGGGACUGUCGUUCUAACAUCUAUCUCCUCCCAACUGGAGAAGUGGUCUAUUUUAUUGCAUCUAUCGUGGUGCUGUACAACAUUGAAGAAAGGACUCAAAGGCAUUAUCUGGGUCAUACAGAUUGCGUGAAAUGCCUUGCCGUUCAUCCAGACAAAAUCAAGAUCGCAACAGGACAGAUAGCUGGUGUAGACAAGGAUGGAAGAUCCUUACAGCCUCAUGUACGUGUAUGGGACUCAGUUAGCCUUGCAACACUACAGAUAAUUGGUCUAGGAACUUUUGAACGAGGAGUUGGUUCAUUGGCCUUCUCAAAAGCUGAUUCAGGAACUUAUUUGUGUGUAGUGGAUGAUUCCAAUGAGCACAUGCUAACUGUAUGGGAGUGGCAGAAAAAAUCCAAAAUUGCUGAAAUAAAGAGUACCAAUGAGUCGGUGCUUUCCGCUGAUUUUCAUCCAACAGACCCCAGCACAAUAGUGACAUGUGGCAAAUCGCAUGUCUUUUUCUGGACGUGGAAUGGAAAUUCUCUUGUAAGAAAGCAGGGGAUUUUUGGGAAAUAUGAAAAGCCAAAAUUUGUACAGUGUUUAGCGUUUUUGGAGAAUGGAGACGUGCUAACUGGAGACUCUGGAGGAAUUAUGCUAAUUUGGAAUAGAACUACUGUGGAAUCUACACAGGGGAAAGCACCCAAAGGGGUGUAUCAGAUCAGCAAGCAAAUUAAAGCACAUGAUGGAAGUGUAUUUACUCUCUGCCAAAUGAGAAAUGGAAUGCUGCUAACAGGGGGCGGGAAAGAUCGCAAAGUCAUUUUGUGGGAUCACUCCCUCGUUGCCGAAAGGGAAAUUGAGGUUCCUGAUCAGUUUGGAGCCAUUCGAGCUGUAGCAGAAGGAAAAGGAGACCAGUUCCUAAUUGGCACAUCACGCAACUUCAUUUUAAGGGGAACAUUCAAUGAUGGUUUCCAGGUGGAAGUACAGGGUCAUACAGAUGAACUCUGGGGUCUAGCCACACAUCCUUUCAAGGACCUUUUCCUGACCUGUGCCCAGGAUCGACAGGUUUGCUUGUGGAACUCUGUGGAUCACACCCUUGAAUGGAGUAAAAUCUUGGAUGAACCAGGUCAUUGUGCUGAAUUCCACCCGAGCGGUGUUGUGGUUGCUAUCGGGACUCAUUCGGGCAGGUGGUUUGUUCUGGAUGCCGAGACAAAAGACCUAGUUUCAAUACACACGGAUGGAAAUGAACAACUAUCGGUAAUGCGGUAUUCUCCAGAUGGCAAUUACUUGGCAGUUGGAUCCCAUGACAAUUUUGUUUACAUUUACACAGUAGCAGAAAAUGGCAGAAAAUACAGCAGACAAGGAAAAUGUACUGGACAUUCCAGUUAUAUUACACACCUCGACUGGUCACCAGAUACCAAUUUCAUAAUGUCUAACUCAGGAGACUAUGAAAUCCUAUAUUGGGAUAUUCAAAAUGGCUGCAAGCUGAUCAGAAAUCGUUCUGAAUGCAGGGAUAUGGAAUGGUAUACAUAUACAUGUGUUCUGGGCUUUCAUGUAUUUGGAGUAUGGCCUGAAGGCUCGGAUGGCACCGAUAUCAAUGCACUUUGCAGAUCGCACAACAAAAAAGUGGUGGCUGUUGCUGAUGAUUUCUGCAAAGUUCAUAUCUUUCUUUACCCCAUCUCUAAGCCUAAGGCUCCAAGUCAUGUUUACAGUGCACACAGUAGUCAUGUGACCAACGUUAGCUUCACCUACAACGAUGGCCAUUUGAUUUCGACGGGAGGAAAAGAUACUAGCAUCAUACAAUGGAGAGUGUGGAGAGCAGCCGAAAAAGUACCUCUUCCAUCAAACGAAAGCAACCCGGAGCAAAGUUGCUCACCACCUCCAGCUGCAAGUCCAACAGAAAAUUUGCCAGUGUCUUAAAACUUCAAACCUGUAGGAGAUUCUUGGCUUAUUUUCGGAGGAAUAGUAGCUGGGCAUUGUGAAUAGGGAUGCUGGAUUUGUUUAAUUCUUGUCUAAUCAUCUGUGGAAAGGAUGGAAUGAUUCCCAAGGGCUUCAUUUGAAAGUGUCAAGUGAAUUUAAUGACUGGCCAAAGUUCUUCUUGGGAAGAAAUUCCAACAGUUAUAAUACAUUUUAACAAUUAUAUAAAAUCAGAAGUUACUGUAAAUACUGGAAAAAAAUACACUUCUGCGGUUGGGAUAUGCUGAGUUUGCUUUGUAUUAUGAAGCAUUUUUUUCAAGUUGAAUUUAAAUGAUUGCAUAACAAAUAACACUAAUUGUUAAAUUCAGUCAGGAUUAACUCAUUUUACCAGGUCUGCAUGUGGUCAAGAAUUAUGAAUGAGGUUGACUCACGCAGAGUAUUCUGGUAAACUAUGACUGCCAAGAUUAUGGCACUGCCUUCUUGAAUACUGAAUAUACAAUGUCUCUGCAUCACUUAUGUCUGAUGAUCAUGUGGACAUUUUUGUGAUCUCUGAUUUGAAGCAGGCUUAUUUGCAUUUGUUGUUCAGAUGAAUUAAACUAUACCUCGUGAAGUGGUCUCAAGUCUACACAUAUCUUCUAAUUCUAUUUUUUUAAUUUAACAUUAAUUUCCAGUAGCAGACCUGUGUUAGGAGCAGUCACAUAAUCUAAACUAAACUCAACCCUUUGAAGUAUCUUUUAGAUUUUUGUUGAAGUACAAACUGCCUGAUUGUUUCCUCCUUUCUAGACUGGUUAUGUUUGCGAAAUUUGUACUUUUUGCUACUUCUUCAUGAACUAAACGAUCCACCAAUUACCCGCCAGUCAUUGUGUAUUAAUUCUGACCAUGGCCAUUCAUUGAACAACAUGGCAUUUAGCGUAUCCUAUCAGGAUAUCUAAGUAUAGAUUAGUUUUGUGUUUUCUGGGGAUUUUUCUUUGUUUUCAGGCCUGCAAAAUUGCAUUUGAAACAUGAGGGGGAAAGCAAUCACUGACAAUAUGCAAGGGAAAGUGUCCAAUUAGAUUAUUUAUAAUUUGAUUUGCAUAGUGUAAACUAAAUCUUUUAUUACAUAUGUUGAUUCAAUGCUUUAGAUUUAUGGAAAAGUCAUAGCUAGUAAUUCUAGGUGUUGUUAAAUGUGCUUAAGUCUUAAGUGUGAAAUCAAGUGUUUACCAGAUCGUGCCAUUCCAAAGUGGAUCAGAACUGUCAUUCCCUUUGAAUCUGUACUCAGGAUAAUCUAAUUACCAGGCAUUUAGCAAUUGCUGAUCCAGGGCAAGUGCCUAGAUGGACUCGAAAAUAUGCAAAGUCCUUUAUUUCAUAAUAGGUGCUAUCUGGGGAUGCUUUUGACAUGCAAAAAGCCUUACAGCUACCAACUGAAAGUAUAACAACAAAUUGAUACAUCGGUCUGCAAUAACUUAGGGAAUUUAAUAUGGAAAAUGUGUUGCUGUAUUAAAACAAAAUUGAUUGUAAGGGAAAUAUAAAUGACCAAGGAUUUUCCAAUGUGUUGAUAUUAGAAUUGUUUUCAUGCAUUCCUGAAAAUGGCAUAAGAAUUGAUGAAAAAUAAAUAAGUGAUCAGAGUGAAAA